Molecule: messenger RNA, 1062 nt
Organism: Ochotona curzoniae (black-lipped pika)
Lineage: Eukaryota; Metazoa; Chordata; Mammalia; Lagomorpha; Ochotonidae
Gene: ATOH1
Product: atonal bHLH transcription factor 1
Exons: 1
Coding region: 1-1062 (353 amino acids)
Molecular function (GO): protein dimerization activity
Source: RefSeq, a predicted model, not a curated record
AUGUCCCGCCUGCUGCAUGCAGAAGAGUGGGCUGAAGUGAAGGAGUUGGGGAACCACCAUCGCCAUCCCCAACCGCACCAUCUCUCGCCGCCGCCUCAGCCACCUGCAGCCCUGCAGGCCAGAGAGCACUCGAUCUACCCAACCGAGCUGUCCCUCCUGAACAGCACCGACCCACGCGCCUGGCUGGCUCCCACUUUGCAGGGCAUCUGCACGACCCGCGCAGCCCAGUACCUGCUGCAUUCCCCGGACUUGGGUGCCUCUGAGGCCGCGGUGCCACGGGACGAGGCGGAUGCCCGCGGGGAGCUGGCCAGGAGGAGCGGAGGUGGCAGCAGCAAGAGCCCGGGACCCGUGAAGGUGCGGGAACAGCUGUGCAAGCUGAAAGGCGGGGUGGUGGUGGAGGAGCUGGGCUGCAGCCGCCAACGGGCCCCUUCCAGUAAGCAGGUGAAUGGGGUGCAGAAGCAGCGACGGCUGGCGGCAAACGCCAGGGAGCGGCGCAGGAUGCACGGGCUGAACCACGCCUUCGACCAGCUGCGCAACGUUAUCCCGUCUUUCAACAACGACAAGAAGCUGUCCAAGUACGAAACCCUGCAAAUGGCCCAGAUCUACAUCAAUGCCCUGUCCGAGCUGCUGCAGACGCCCAAUGGCGGGGAGCAAACGGCGCCGCCGCCACCUCCGCCUCCGGCAUCUUGCAAAAGUGACCACCACCACCUGCGUGCCGGCGCCUCCUACGAGAGCGGCGUGGGUCCAGCCACUGCGGCUGGGGUGCCCCCGGGCUCCGGAGGGGGUCCACGACCGACCCCGCCUGGGAGCUGCCGGACUCGCUUCUCUAGCCAGGCGUCAGCAGGCGGGUACACGGUUCAGCUGGACGCUCUGCACUUCUCUGCUUUCGAGGACAGUGCGUUAACGGCGAUGAUGGCGCAAAAGAAUUUGUCGCCCUCACUGCCCGGCGGCAUCCUACCAGCUGUGGCAGAGGAAAGUAGCAAAACCUCGCCCCGCUCCCACAGAAGCGACGGCGAGUUUUCCCCCCAUUCCCAUUACAGUGACUCGGAUGAGGCGAGUUAG